Molecule: messenger RNA, 1528 nt
Organism: Erpetoichthys calabaricus (reedfish)
Lineage: Eukaryota; Metazoa; Chordata; Cladistia; Polypteriformes; Polypteridae
Gene: tmbim4
Product: transmembrane BAX inhibitor motif containing 4
Exons: 7
Coding region: 107-817 (236 amino acids)
Biological process (GO): negative regulation of apoptotic process
Cellular component (GO): membrane
Source: RefSeq, a predicted model, not a curated record
GACGUAAUACCAAUCAGGAAGUAGAUGUUUAUUUUUGUGAUCGGUGUCGUCUCUUUGGACUUUCGUGUUAGUCUGCUGACAUUUUGGUGUCAGUGAAAAAUAAAAAAUGAAUUCGGAGAAGUAUCCACGUUCGACCAUUGAAGAUGACUUUAACUAUAGCACCAAUGUGGCCGGGUCCAGCGUUCAGAUUCGAAUGGAUUUUUUACGUAAAGUGUACAGUAUUCUUACUGUUCAGAUCAUGCUAACAACAGUGACCUCUGCUUUGUUCAUGUCCUGUGAUCCAAUUAAGAACUUUGUUCAUUCAAGCCCAGCAGUAGUUUUGAUAGCAGCCCUUGGAUCUUUAGGACUUAUAGUUGCCUUGUCAAUUUACAGACUCCAGCAUCCAACCAACCUCUACCUUCUUCUUGGAUUUACUCUGUCUGAGGCUGUAACUGUUGCUAUAGCAGUGACAUUUUAUGAGCAUAUGAUAGUUCUCCAGGCCUUUAUACUAACAGCUGCUGUGUUUCUUGGGUUGACUGCCUACACUCUACAGUCAAAGAGGGACUUCAGCAAGCUAGGCGCAGGACUUUUUGCUUGCUUGUGGAUUUUGAUCAUUACAAGUUUCCUGAGACUCUUCUUUCAUAGUGACACCAUGGACCUCUUAUUUUCAGCUGCUGGGGCGUUGGUGUUCUGUGGAUUUAUCAUCUAUGAUACCCACCUGCUUAUGCAUAAGCUAUCACCUGAAGAGUACAUUUUGGCCUCCAUCAACCUAUAUUUAGACAUCAUCAACCUUUUCUUGUAUCUUCUUCGUCUUCUGGAGGCAAUGAGGAAGAACUAGAAUAUGGAAUAGAAAAAAUGAAUUGGGAUAUUUGGCUUCUUGGGGAAUAGGGAUGUGCAGGUGGUUACUGUUUUUCCAGGUGUUUCUAAUGUAUGAUUUAAUAUAUGAUUUUACUUUUUUAAUGUGCAAUAUGAACAGUACCUCUCUCUUUGUGUCUUUCAUGCAAAGUAUUUAAAUGUUUAAGCACAAACUUGAAUGAAGUGUUGUUUCCUGCAUCUUACUGCAGUAUUUCCCAUGGUUGUUGUGGCUAACUGGCCUCUGAAUGUCUCUCCUGCUAGCAGUAUGUCUUGAAAGUGUACUUUAUAAAUUUAUUACUAAAUAACUCCCUAUGUUUAAAUGAUAGUUUGCUCAAAUUACAUCCUUAAACAGAUUCAUUAAUUGGCUGCAUGUAUGGUAGUGACAAGAGUCAUAAUCCAGCAUGCCUGAAAAGGGAAAAUAGGGUUCCUAGCUGCCCGUCAUGCCCAUGAAUGUUUGCCUAUGCAAGUCCAUGUAUACUCUGCCAGCAGCCCAUUACAAAUACAUUUCUUAUAAUAAAAGGGAGAUAUUCCAAAAGCAGGGUAUCCUGCUGGUUUAAGAGUUUGGGUUGCAGAGAAGUUGGCAAAUGCUGAAAAUAACAGAUGAGAACAUAACCGACUACAUGCAUUGUUAAUGUUUGUCUGAAAUGUUUCAGGUGACUGUUAGUGAAAGAAAUAAUAAAGUGAUUUAAUGUGA